ACCAAACCCACGUGACGGAACGACCCCCUCCUUCACAACAGCGGGUAUUGCCGGGUUUACAACCUAGGCGAAAACUAUUCUAAUGUGAGGUGUUUAUUGCUCAUUAAGGAAACUCACAGAAAUAUUUACGAUCAUAGUGAUGGCGGGUGUGAAGAGAAAGGCAUCGAGAGCCUCAUCUUACGAACGGCCGUCCAAGCUGGUUAAGAGCAGUACAAGUUCUGGGGUAGCCAUGAGGAAGGACGACACCCUUCCCCGAACACCAUUUACCCCUGUAAAGCUGGGCAGUAAGAAAAAGUCAUCGAAGUCGCCCUCUGGGAGUGUACCUGUAGAGGGAGAUGUGGUUGGACUGCGACGGGCGCCCACUUUGCCGCUGGUAGAAGAAAACUCCUCCAACGGUCUCUCUACAGGUGAGCACAUAACGACCAUUAGACGACUUCCCUCAGGAACCUCUGUGGGGUCCACCGCCGAUGAAGGCGCUGUGCCGAAAUUAACAUCGAAGAAAUCAAGUCUGUUACGUCGAGAGAGCAUCACUAAGACCCCAUCGAAAAGUUCUAGGGAGAACUCUUUAGUUGUCCCCCCUCCUUUGCCGCCAGGUGGCCUCAUGGAAAUCGUCUUCUCCUUCGAUACGACGGGGUCUAUGUCCUCCUGCCUAGAACAAGUCAGAGGUCGCCUCUCGGAUAUGAUGCAACGCCUCCAAGCGGACAUCCCUGGCAUCCGGAUCUCCGUUUUCGCUCAUGGGGAUUAUGUUGACGCCGGAAAAUACGUCACCAAAUGGAUAGACUUCGGAGCCACGCUUCCGGAACUUUGUGAUUUUGUCAAAAACGUUGAAUCCACCGGUGGUGGAGACUUUGAAGAAUGCUAUGAGCUUGUUUUGCAUCAGGUGGGUAAGGAGCUGCUGUCCUGGACCCCAGGAAGUCAGCGCUCCUUGGUGAUGAUAGGGGACGCAACUCCUCACGAUCCAGAUUACCCCGACAACAAACUAAAACUUGACUGGCAAGAUGAGUGCAAAAAACUACAACAAAUGGGAGUUCGCAUCUACUCUGUCCAGGCACUCAACAACUCGACAUCAACGGCGUUUUACAGAACAAUGGCUGCGCUAACCGACGGGAUACACCUUAAGCUUGACCAAUUCUCCAAUAUUUUUGACCUGAUUAUGGCCAUUUGUUACAGGGAAGGCGGUGUCGACCUAUUCCAGGCCUAUGAGGACGAAGUUCGGGGGCGUCAUGUUGGCGGUGCUCUUAACAAGGACUUAGAGAAAUUGUUUGGUGACCUCCGCACGGACAGGGAAGGUCCGGAGGAGAACGCACGCAAACCUAAGGCGAAGACAGUAAAAGCUGCACUGAAGCUGAAACCACCGGCCCUCGCAUCUAAGCCCAAGUCGCUAAAGGCUGUGAAAUUAGCGAAAGCUAAAUCUGGUGCAAGAAAAUCUGCGAAAUUGGCAAAAAAGAAGAAAACAGUGAGAAAGAAAUGUCGUGAAAAUGUUUCGGAUAAAUUGUUCCGCCAACAGUUCCCUAAUAUUUCCUGGAGUCAGUGGUACCUUGCAUUUUCCUCCGAACGCCCGGAUGUGGGAAACUGGCUAAAGAGAUCUGCGGGGACAAAGCAGGGGUUCCGGAGAAAAGGACAUUUUACGUGUAAUGCUGAUGGACCCCGUGUCUUUGAAGUUGGUGUACAGGUCCGACCAAGAGAGAAAAUAUAUGCUACAUUUGUUGGCAAGAGGUCAGCCCCAAAGUCCGUUUCAAGCUGGGGCUUAGGCCUGCUCUCUGCACCUUUGCUGGCGAAGCAAGUGAACGCAGUGCUGUCUGGGAAAGUCCGAGUUUUCGUAAGAUUAGGAAAGGCUAAUUUCAAAGGAAAAAAGGCGCAGUCCAGCACGGUUGACAAGACCCAGGCAACUGCAGUGGGGACUUACGAUUACGCCUGGAUGAAGAGUAGACCCAACAGAAAACCCCGAUUAGUUAAAAAGGCAGGGACAAAAAUAUCGUAUGACACAGUUUAA
Messenger RNA from Liolophura sinensis, 1993 nucleotides. RefSeq lists its product as uncharacterized. The transcript is spliced from 6 exons. Lineage: Eukaryota; Metazoa; Mollusca; Polyplacophora; Chitonida; Chitonidae. The record is from RefSeq and is a predicted model, not a curated record. The coding region runs from base 140 to 1993 and encodes 617 amino acids.